AUGACAGUAGCAGUUCUUCAUCGCCCGUGGAAUAUUUUUGAACGCCUUUUCCUAUAUGGCCUGCUUGGCUUUGCAGCAGAGGUAUGCUUCACUGCUACAUGGGAGGCUGUUGAACAUGGAAAUCGCAAGCUGAUUGGCGUAACUUCAAUGUAUAUUUUCUUCGUGUACGGCUUGUCAAUUUUACUGUUGGAGAAGCUUUAUUUGAUACUCAAGGAUAUAAUUCCUCUUCCACUACGUGCUGCAAUCUACGUUUUAGUGUGCUAUUGUUGGGAGUUUAGCACUGGUCUGUUUUUGAAGCGCUGGGACGCUUGCCCAUGGGACUACGAGAGCUAUUUUCACUACCAUUUCAUGGGACUAAUCACUUUCGAGUAUAUUCCUGUAUGGUACGUGUCCUGCAUAGCUUGCGAGCGGUUUCUUAUUCGUUAUGCACUUCAGUCGGCUUGGCUUGUUACAGAGGAAAUUGGUAGCGAGCCAAUUCGCAGUAGAUAG
Haemonchus placei is the source of this 489-nucleotide messenger RNA. The record is from the annotation of a GenBank genome assembly. NCBI's taxonomy places the organism in Eukaryota, Metazoa, Nematoda, Chromadorea, Rhabditida, Trichostrongylidae.